UCAACUUGUUAAGAAUGGUGUUAAUGUGAAUUUGAUUUCUCGGGAACAACAGAAAGAAUUGUACUGUGUUCAGAUUUUGAGGUGGAAAUGAGUUCACAGUGAAAUGGUCAACUGGAUAGAAACAUGGUGCAGAUAUUGGUAAAAGUAAAAGAUGAUCUCAAUAAUACAAGGGAAUGGCUGGUACUAGAGAUACAAGGAGAUAUUGUAUGUAAUUGUCCACAGUCUGCUGGAAGAAGACAUUUUGGACAUCUAAUUUUUUCAGAAAGACCAAUUCUUAUUGUGGGACAUCAUAUGUAUAAUGGGAAGACUCUGAUACUUAAUUCUGGUAUAUCAGUUCUGAAGAAGGAACAUUCAAAUGGUUAUUCUUCAACUGCUAACAGAGCAGGCAAUAAUGGAUAUUUACAUCUAGGUAUCAUAGAAAAAAAAAUUAUAUUCAGAACAAGACCGAGACCGUUGGUUUCAAAGAAACAUUGAAAGGAGCAUGUUCAACGAAGAAUUUGAUUAUUUUCCAG
Messenger RNA from Stegodyphus dumicola, 512 nucleotides. Its product is annotated as transcription elongation regulator 1-like. Lineage: Eukaryota; Metazoa; Arthropoda; Arachnida; Araneae; Eresidae. Gene Ontology annotation, molecular function: RNA polymerase binding; transcription coregulator activity. Gene Ontology annotation, cellular component: nucleus. The record is from RefSeq and is a predicted model, not a curated record.